GGGCAUAGGCAUAGGGGCAGCUCGAGCGCUUGCAAGGCGGCUCGAGACGAUCUCAACAGCCCCCUCUGACUGGCCCAGCCUCCUCGUCCUCCUGUUCCUCACUCCUCCGUAGCCAUUUUGGCUCAAGCCAUCUUGUCUCAAGGGCAAGGGCAAUGCUUAUCCAGUGUACGUUCAUUUCAUUAUAGUUGUCAUGCUCCGUAUAUUUAUUUUGGUCCUUGUGUCAGUUCCGUGCAAGAGCAUUCAGUUGACAGAGUUUGCAGCGCAGCCGCGUGAUUCCUCACAAGGCAAUCGUUCGGAAGGCUGGUCGACGGUAUCAGACCAGUCAUCCGAUCUUUAUACACGGCGCUCUCUCACAAUUAAGUCAAAUCGAAAUGCUUUUGUCGUUCUGACACUGCCAAGAUCGGCAUCUACAACCUUCUGUGACCGCUUGCGUGAUGAAGAAGGUUUUGGGUGUUCUGGGGGCUGAUUGGAUUAUUGUGGCAUGGUCGCUCACAGCUUAGUCGUCUUGUUCACCAGUGGGGGAUGAAGUGUUCUAUUUGGCCUCUGGACAAAUGUAAGCAGGACUGCUUGACCAACUCCCUAGACAGGUAUUGGAGACAAUGUAAAGAGAGGCGGUGUGGUUUCAAAGUAUUUCCUGAACAUCUUGCAUCCUGCACUUCCGGCCCGAAGUAUUUUCGUGACAUUGGUUUGAGCAAGGUUAUCAUUCUGGAGCGCAGAAAUCACACUGCGCAGUAUGAGUCAUUGGCAAAAGCUUAUGCUACAGGCGACUGGGGAUGGGGCCUUGGUGGGAGUGUGGACCCCGAGUGGCGGAACAAACACCCCCAAGAAGAAUUCGAGAGAUCGGUGAACGAUUGGUACAGCACGCUACGAGAGCUCUACAACACCUCACUGCACGUCUACGUGGAAGAUUAUAUUGCGCUUCCUGUUCAACGGAGACGAGUGUCGUAUUACCUGAAGUCCGACAUUUCAUCGCCCUCGCUCACUUAAUUGUCAGUAUGUAUGGCCUUCUGGGGGUUUAAUUUUGAGUCCGAAUUCAGGUUGAGCACAGUCUCCCGAGCAGAUCUAUCAUGUCUUUCGACGGGCCCGGCGACUUCCAUUUAGGAGCAUACGAUAGUCGCUCGCGUCCUCUCGUUGAUAUUACUAUAGAUGGAUCGGGGACAGGAUGUUUUUGCGGGCCACUCGGUAUGACAGUCGCGCGCGGUCGUGUCAGUCUGCCAAGACCAGCUUUGCUCUCUGACUUUUUGCAUGUUCAGCGCGCGGUUGGUGCAGCUCCCGUUUGACGCGUAUUUGGCGCGUCGACUGUUUCGCCGUCUGGUAACUGACUUGCUCCCUGGUUGUCAGAACUUGCGGCAAAAUGUUGGCUGUGGUGCGCCAUGUUGAAUGAUAUAUUGGACUAAUGUUGACUAUGUUGAGCCCGUCCUUGGAAGCAUCGUGGACGCUUCAGCCCCUCGCGAGGGGACCCAUGACCACAGGGAGAGUGAUGAUGAAGAAGCCG
Prorocentrum cordatum is the source of this 1495-nucleotide messenger RNA. The record is from the annotation of a GenBank genome assembly. Lineage: Eukaryota; Dinophyceae; Prorocentrales; Prorocentraceae.